Molecule: messenger RNA, 1443 nt
Organism: Lasiodiplodia theobromae
Lineage: Eukaryota; Fungi; Ascomycota; Dothideomycetes; Botryosphaeriales; Botryosphaeriaceae
Product: Aldehyde dehydrogenase
Exons: 3
Coding region: 1-1443 (480 amino acids)
Molecular function (GO): aldehyde dehydrogenase (NAD+) activity
Source: RefSeq, a predicted model, not a curated record
AUGAGUGUUGACUACAAGAUUGACUUCACGACUUUCAGUAAUGUCGUCAACAACCAACUGAAGUCCACGGCAAAGACCCGGCAUGCAAUCGACCCUAGCACUGAAGAGGCGCUCCCUGAAGUGCCCGUCUCAACCAAGGAGGAUGUAGAGGAAGCUGUCAAGAACGCAAGAGCAGCUUUCCCAGCAUGGAGCGACCUUUCCUACGACGAGCGCGCAACGCAGCUUCUUUCCCUAGCAGACGGCAUCGAGGCGAACUCGCAAGCAUUCCAGGACCUGCUCGUCAAGGAAUCCGGCAAGCCGGCGCAGACAGCCGCCAUCGAGGUUGCCAUGUCCGUUGGCCACCUCCGAGAGAUCACCAAGCUGCGCAUCCCAGAGGAAGUCAUCGAGGACACGGAUGAGCGCAGCGUGGUUGUGCGGCACAUCCCGCUGGGCGUGGGUUGCGGCAUCGUGCCGUGGAACUGGCCGCUGCUGCUGGGCAUCGGCAAGGUCGGCUCCGCCCUGCUGACUGGCAACACAUUCAUCUGGAAGCCCUCGCCCUUCACGCCGUAUAGCGGCCUCAAGCUCGGCGAGUUGGCUGCCCGCAUCUUCCCUCCCGGCGUGAUCCAGGUCCUCAGCGGCGGCGACGACCUGGGCCCCAUGCUCACCGAGCACCCCGGUAUCGACAAGAUCAGCUUCACCGGCUCGACUUUCACCGGCAAGAAGGUCAUGGAGAGCUGCAGCAGGACUCUGAAGCGCGUGACCCUGGAGCUCGGUGGCAACGACCCCGCCAUCAUCUGCGACGACGUCGAUCUCGAGAAGGUGGUUCCCAAGAUUGGCACCUUCGCCUUCCUCAGCUCCGGUCAGAUCUGCAUGGACAUCAAGCGCAUCUACGUCCACGAGAAGAUCUACGACCAAUUCCGCACCGCGCUCGUCGAGUUCACCAAAGCCGUCAAGACGGGCCCGGCCUCGGACCCGGAAGUGCUGGUCGGCCCCAUCCAGAACAGCAUGCAGUACGAAAAGGUCAAGGACAUGUACUCGGAGAUCGCCAAGCAGGGCUGGAACGCGGCGCUGGGCGGCGCCGUCCACGAGCGCAGCAGCAAGGGCUACUUCGUCCAGCCCGCCAUCAUCGACAACCCGCCGGACGACAGUCGCAUCGUCGUCGAGGAGCCCUUCGGCCCCAUCGUGCCGCUGCUCAAGUGGUCCGACGAGGCCGACGUCAUCAGGCGCGCCAACGACACCAAGAUGGGCUUGGGCGCCAGUGUUUGGAGCAAGGACCUCGACCGCGCCGGCCGCAUGGCGAAGAAGCUCGAGGCCGGAAGCGUGUGGGUCAACACGCACUUUGAGCUGGCGCCUAACGUGCCGUUCGGUGGCCACAAGUGGAGUGGUAUGGGCAUGGAGUGGGGCAUUGUGGGCAUGAAGGGAUGGUGUUAUACCCAGUCGAUGUGGACGAGGAAGGCGUUUUAA